GGGGGAGGCGUGGUGGUGGCGAUAGCGGUGGAGGUGGAGGAGGGACGGUGGGCAGGCGUUUGUCAAACGCGGCUGCCACUGCUGCCGACCUGCUCUCCCGUACCUUCUCCUUUCACAAGGAUCGGGGCAGCCUAGGCAGCAGGAGAGAAGCCUCCUCCGCAUCCUCCUCCUCCGCUCUCACCUUUCCCCCCACAACAACGCCAUCAGCAGCAGCAGCAGCAGGGGCGGGGCCAGUAGACGACAGCAGCCCUGUGUUGCCGCUGCUGCACACCCUGCAGCGCAGUGUGAGCAGCCGGCAGCGGCUGGGCGGCCCCGCGGCGGCGCAGGCUGGCUGGCAGGCCAAGCUGCUACAGCGGCAGGCGCUGCAGGGUCGCGCCUACCAGCCGCAGCUCAUGUUCGUGGACCCCACCCAGUUCCUGCGCAACGAGCGCAUCUUCCUGUUGUGGCUGCGAACUGCCAUCACAGUGGGGGGCAUUGCGACGGGCAUGCUGGGUUUCGCCGCCUCCGCGCCCACCGACCCCUACCAGCGCCCCACCAUCCACAUCUCCGAAAUCACCUCCUUCGUGCUGCUCGGGGUGGCGGUGGCCAUGGCGGCAUACGGGCUGGGCGCCUUCGUGUGGCGCUCCACCCGCUUCUACGAGCUGCACCCCACACGGUUCGACGACACCACGGGCGCUCUGGCCAUGACUGCCGCCGUCACCCUGGCGCUGUUCUCGCUGCUGGUGGUCAACAUGGCUGACUUGAUGGAGGUGCUGGGGGGGGAGGGGACGGGGGGAGGGGAGGGGGGGAGAGGAGGCGCGCAUGCUGGAGGGUAUGGGAUAUAAGGGACCGGAGGCGUGUGAUCUGGUCCUCCUGCAUGCUUGUGUAGGGUACCGGCAUGUGCAGCAGGUUGGGAGUGGUGGUUGGUUGGGGCCGCUUGCUUGCCCCUUGUAAUGAGAGACAGCCGACAACAC
Messenger RNA from Astrephomene gubernaculifera, 953 nucleotides. NCBI's taxonomy places the organism in Eukaryota, Viridiplantae, Chlorophyta, Chlorophyceae, Chlamydomonadales, Astrephomenaceae. The record is from the annotation of a GenBank genome assembly.